AUGAAUGCCCCUGAUCGUUACGAGUCCUUUGUCCUUGCAAAUGGCGAGAAUAAGGUUGAAAUGGAAGUCGAUACUCGUAUCCCAUCUUCUGCCAUAUUCACUUUCAACAAGGAGGACCAUACUCUCGGCAACAUGAUCCGCUCUCGUCUCUUGCAGAACUCUCAUGUUCUCUUCGCUGGCUACAAGGUGCCCCAUCCUCUUGUUCCUAGUUUCAUUCUCCGUGUCCAGACCGAUGGGGAAAUCACCCCGAAACAGGCCGUCAUCACUGCAUGUAAUGAACUUGUCAAGGAUCUGGGUAUUCUCUCUCGCGAGUUUACCAAGGAAUAUGAGCUUCGCAAGAUGGUCGGGGCUACCCAGCAGCAGUCUGGAACUCCGGAUGAACAGUAG
This is a messenger RNA of Monascus purpureus, 387 nucleotides long. Lineage: Eukaryota; Fungi; Ascomycota; Eurotiomycetes; Eurotiales; Aspergillaceae. The record is from the annotation of a GenBank genome assembly.